CAAAGCUGUAAUAUUGCUAUCCAAAUUUCUCUAAUUUUAAUUGUGUUUUAGAGGUUUUUCAUUUUUGUGUAGCAAAAAUGCUGAACAUAGCACACAAUGUGGCCACCAAGGUGACAUCAGCAGUGCACCACAUUGGAGAGGAGGUCUUAGGUCUCUUCACUAUGAGUGACAAUAAGAUCAUGGACCUUAUUUAUGAAACUCAUGUUCAUGCUGAUGAAACUUUCGACGAUGAUUCUCUUUUUAUCAUCACCGAAAACAUCCUCAAGCGUUCUACCCAAAUUGUUGACAAACUCGUGCAGGGUAGCCAAGUACAUGUGGAGAACAUUGACGAGAAGACCCCCAAGCCCAAUUUCAGUGUUCCCCUAUGUAAACUUAAAGAGAUUGGCUGCGAGCUGUCAUGCAAGGCACCAGGUGAGGAUGUUGCACACAAAACAACUCUGGCAAUACUAAACAAGCUAUCAACCUAUCCAUGGGAAGCCAAGGCAGUGCUGGCUCUGGCUGCUUUUGCCUACGAAUACGGCGAUUUCUGGUUCCUUGCUCAGAAUCAGCACUCAGACCAGCUUGCAAAUUCUUUGGGAAUCCUGAAGAGAGUGCCUGUUCUCACUAAGCCUGCUGAGCUUCAGAAACGCAGGCAAGCAGUUCUCGAACUCAACAAUCUGAUCAAGGCAACAUUGCAGGUCAUCGAAAUCAUCUUCGAGUUCGAGAAGCUCUCCACCUACGAUCCCAAGGACAUACCACGAUUGUCCAUCGCGAUGGACCAUAUCCCAGUUGACGUUUACUGGUCAAUCUUAACAGUGGUUGCUUCCUCAACUAAGCUCACUAUUCUCACUGGUGAUGAGGACAAGCCAUAUGAUCUGUCCCCUUAUUCGCAAAAGAUUCAUUACAUACUCAACAAGCUCAAGAUCCAGCUGAUUGUCUGCAGAAGACAAUUCGAGGAGGCAGAGGCUUACCGUAAGAUAAGGAAAAUUUUCCAAACACCAACCGAAGUGAUGGAGGUCUUUAGGGCCCUGACUUUUACCAAGGAUAAACCUCAACCCCUCAUUGAUGGUUCAAGUAACAAACAGGUUAACAUUGAUGUGCUGAGGAAGAAGAACGUAUUUCUGUUUAUCUCGACCCUCGAAAUCACAGAAGAAGAUAUUUCAAUUCUGAAACCAAUUUAUGAAGGAACAAAGACAGACAACAAUUACAAGAUUGUUUGGUUCCCACUUGUGGAACAGUGGACCAAUGAACUCCAAAAGAAGUUCGAGAUCCUGAGGUCCAAAAUGCCAUGGUUCACUAUCCAAUCAAUAUCAGCCACAGUAGGAAUCAAAUUCAUCAAGGAAGAGUGGCAUUUCAAGGGCAAGCCUACACUUGUAGUGAUGAACCCCCAGGGAAAGAUCGAAAACCCCAACGCUCUCCACCUUAUCAGGCUGUGGGGAAUGAAAGCCUUUCCUUUCAACAAAGCUGCCGAAGAAACAAUUUCCAAGGAAACCAGUUGGAUUGGUCCAGUGGUGAACAACAUCGACCCUGUUAUUCAAACCUGGAUUAAGGAAGAGAAAUACAUUUUCUUCUACGGUGGCAAAGACAAUGAGUGGGUCCAACAGUUCAACAAAAGAGCGACCAUUUUCGCAAGCGAUCCGAUCUUCAAAGAUGCGAAGAUCAACAUCGAGCUGUUCUGUAUCGGAAAAAGUCCCAAAGGAGGUGAAGACCAUGGAAUCCUCGGGCGGUUCUGGAAUGGAAUAGAGAGCUUGUUCUUCACCAAAGCUCACAAGCAGAUCGACCCAGUUACACAGGAAAUCCAGAAGCUGCUUUCGUACAAGAACGAGAGUGGUUGGGCUCUGCUGAGCAAAGGGUCUACCGUGGUGAUCGCCGGCCAUGGAUUCACAAUUUUGAAAGCUCUGGAGGAGUUCGACAAAUGGAAGGACACGGUUCGCGAAAAGGGUUUCGAGAUCUCUUUCAGAGAGUACCAUCUGAAGCUUAUUCAGUCGGUCCGCCAUUGUUGUCGUCUUGACAUUCCAAGCGUUAGUGGAAAAGUCCCAGAGAAAAUGCAAUGCCCUGAGUGUCCAAGGACCAUGGAGACCUUUAUCAGUUUUAAGUGCUGCCACACUGACGGUCCAAAUGCACACCAUUAAUUAAUUAAUUAAUCAAGUAGCUCUCUCUCCUCCUAAUUGGUGUCAAUCUCUGUCUGUUUGGAUCACCACGGAAUUUGGUCAUGUUUUAAAUAUUAGUAUAUUGGUACGGUAAAAUAAUGGGUAUCUUGAUUAAAGUUUUUAAUUAUGUGGGAACUUUGGUAAAGUUGCCCCAAAAAUGUAUUUCAAGUGUGUAUUAUUUUUCUCACAAAUAAAUGGCAUCUUCAUUACAUUGGUAAUCUGAAGAUAUGCCUGUGGUGUUGGUUUUGUAAUAUUUUUCCCAACAAUGAAGAGGGUUUUCAUUUGUGGUUUUAACUA
Molecule: messenger RNA, 2426 nt
Organism: Ziziphus jujuba (common jujube)
Lineage: Eukaryota; Viridiplantae; Streptophyta; Magnoliopsida; Rosales; Rhamnaceae
Product: protein SIEVE ELEMENT OCCLUSION B-like
Exons: 7
Coding region: 78-2111 (677 amino acids)
Biological process (GO): phloem development
Source: RefSeq, a predicted model, not a curated record